AUGGGUAAUGUAAAAGGUACGUUAAAUAUGGAAAAUAUGCCUGCUGCCUAUAUGAAACGAUUUCAUCAAAAUACGAAUGAACCAACAAAAUCAUCUACAGUCAAGAAAGAACAUAAACGAAUCGAGUUAUCUGAAAGAGAUAUUGAUUUUCUUCGUUCACAAACAGGUCUUUCACCAGAUGAAAUAGUUAGUUGGCAUAAAAAAUUUUUUCAUGAAAAUCCUAAUGGUCACCUUGAUCGUUUUCAAUUUCGUAAAUUUUAUCGUAUUCUACGUAAUGAAUCACCUGAACGUUUAAAUGAUAUGUGUGAUCAUAUAUUUCGUGCAUUUGAUGUUGAUGGUAAUGGUUUUGUUGAAUUUGGAGAAUUUUUAUUAGGUUUUGCUAUAUGUUCACGUGGUGAUCUACGAUCACGUUUAGAUUAUGCAUUUGAAUGUUAUGAUCUUGAUUCAAAUGGAUAUUUAACUGAAGAUGAAAUCGAACCAGUUCUUCGAGCAAUGUAUACUCUUUUAGGUAUACAACAUAUUGAAGAUUAUCCACCAGAAGAAGUUGCAAAAGAUUUUAUGAAAAAAUUAGACAUAUCAAAUGAUGGUCGUGUAACGAAAGAUGAAUUUAUUUAUUUUCUUAUGAAAGAUGGAAUUUAUAGAAAUACAGUUAAUCCAUUUCGUUAA
Messenger RNA from Rotaria sordida, 666 nucleotides. Lineage: Eukaryota; Metazoa; Rotifera; Eurotatoria; Philodinida; Philodinidae. The record is from the annotation of a GenBank genome assembly.